Molecule: messenger RNA, 1419 nt
Organism: Dreissena polymorpha
Lineage: Eukaryota; Metazoa; Mollusca; Bivalvia; Myida; Dreissenidae
Exons: 4
Coding region: 135-623 (162 amino acids)
Source: RefSeq, a predicted model, not a curated record
UUAUCGAGUAGGCUUUGCUGAAUUAAUUAACUGAUAGUAUGACAAUUGCGUACAACUAUAAAUUAACAUUUACAUUGAAGUGAAACCCAACAAUAGAUAGCAUCUAGUUUUAACCGUAAAUUCUAAAAACAAAGAUGCAUAAUUGGAUCCUUAGCAUAUCGCUUCUGUCUUUAAUGCUAGCAGUCGAUUGCCAUGGACCUGUCGUCAAUAUGCUACUGUACAACCGAGCAAAUGGCGGUUUGAACAGACCGAAGUCUAUUAAAGAGUACCAUCAUUGGUCUACACCUGAGGAGACGACCGCUGAUUGGACGACUCAUACCAGACCAUACACAACGCCUACCUGGCAUUUUCAUUCUACACCAUACACAACACUAACUUACACUUCACUUGCACCUAAGGGACUUCUAUUGAGCUUGCUGCGUAACAUGUAUGACGACGCCAACACGAUGUCCGCUCUGGCACACGGACUCACUGACAAAGUGGCCACUGUUGAAGAAGUAGCAGGUAACACGAAGUCUCUGUUAUUGCAAGUCCUUCAGCAUGUGGAUAGCGACAUCAUGAUUAUUUCCCAGAUGACUCAAGGUCUGAUAGAUGACAUCAAGACGGCUGAAGAUAUUGCUUAAAAUUGAAUUGUUCAAAUACGUACACAACUUCAAACUAUGUUAAAAGAAAGGCAUGAACAAAUGUAAUGUAUUUGAUGUGUUAACUGUAUUAAAUAUAAAAUUGAUGGUAAACGAUGAUAUUUUGUUUACAAUAAAAAAAGCUUGACAAAUUCAAACAAUUUGUCAGUGAUUUACACAAUUUCAAUCAUUUUCUAGUUUGUUUUCAUAGUUGCCGAGUCUCUUGGUCGUGUUUUAGGAAAUUUGGUUUUUAAGUUAAGUUUGACAUAUUCUUCUAUUUAUAAGUUGUUCAGCGGUACAAUUUAACGCCACUACAUUAAGAUAAGUUUUACAAUGAAGCGAUUACACCGUGGUUGUUAUUGCUUUACGUAUACACAAGCACUGCUAGAAACAUAAUAUGGAUUGAAGUUAAAAGCUUAGUUUGCAUAAAAAAUACAUAAAUUGCAUUAAUUGACCCAUAAGUGAGCCUCCAAAUAUUAACUUAUCUUAUUUUUCUUACUGGGGAUUGUAUAUCAAUAAACGUACUGUUCAAAGUAAUUCCAUUUGAUUUGUGGAUUCAUUUCAUAACAAUUUAAAUGUAUGUGCACAUUGUUAUGUCCAUGUGUUAAUGGUGCUGAAGUUAACAUCAUCUGUUUUUCCAGAAAAUAUUAUUUUCUGUACUAAUAUUACUGCCGAGAUGUCACGUAACAUUACAUCUUGGUCCACUUGUAUGUUGUUUAACUGCAAACAGAGGAACUGGUAUAUAGAUGAUAAAGCAGAAGUGCAAAUUACAAAUAAAUGAAUUCUAUUGAAAGUUUGA